Molecule: messenger RNA, 7629 nt
Organism: Centropristis striata (black sea bass)
Lineage: Eukaryota; Metazoa; Chordata; Actinopteri; Perciformes; Serranidae
Product: beta/gamma crystallin domain-containing protein 1-like
Exons: 23
Coding region: 1-7083 (2360 amino acids)
Source: RefSeq, a predicted model, not a curated record
AUGGUAGAACAGUCUGAGAGCCCCGAGGAGCAGCAGCAGCAGCAGCAGAGCACUGGGGUCUUGGGUCGUAUCGGGAGCUGGCUCUCCCCGUGGAGGGGAAAGAGUCCGCAGAGUCCCACUGAAAAUGCCUCCCCAACUAGUGAGCAGGCUCUGAAGUCAGUGGGAGAGCAGGAGCAGAGGAGUGAGGAGUCAGGGGAGCAACAGUGGGAGGAGAAGGAGAAGGAAAAGAGCUCCAAUCCGCUCCGUCUCUCCAGAGACAUUUUCCCCAGUGGAGAAGGGGACGCCACGCAGUCUGCCCACAGAGACGGGGCCGUUGUGAGCAGCACUGAGGGAGCUGAAGGAGGUCCAAAAGAGGAGGAGUUUGUGGAGUGCAGGAAGGAGAGAGCUGGGCAGGGCAGAGAGAGGGAGGAGAGCAGCAACGGUACUUCAGCGAGCGGGAAUCCUGAGAGGAAUGCCAGUCAUCUGACACAUCUCUCUGCAGCUCCGGAGCAGGGAGUGGUGUGGGACUCUGACCCAGCCCAGAUCCAGCCUCGGGCCCAGAGACGAGCACAGGCCCAGACAGGCAGGAGGCUCCAUGUGUACCUGGAGGAGACCAGCGUGAUCCAAUGUGGCCAAAACACCUGUGCUAGACAGGAAGUGGUUCGCACAAAAAAGAACCUAAAGGUGAUCGCCAAAACAAAGUCAUCCCCGAGUUUUGAUUUCACUUCAGAGAACAAAAGGACAGAUGUGAAGCCUGAUACUGAGGGAGAAAGUUAUUACAGCGCCCUGGUGGGAGUGUCACUGAAAUCACGCAAAGACUCGCUGCCGUCUGAACCUGAAGAACAAACAGAAAGCGACAGCAUGGGGCGUAAAAACGCAGCCAGGAGGAGGAUCAGGAAGAACUCUCAGGGAGAUGGAGCCACCAGCCCCCAGGAAAAAAUGCCUCCCAGCAGCCAACAUGCCCCAGAGGGAAUCCCUCCAUCAGAUAAAACAGUGACCAGUCCUCAGGGCAAAAGUCCAAAGACACACGUGGGAGAGUCCUCUAUAAACUCCUCCUCCGAGCACAAGCCCUCCCCUCAGGCCUCACCUGAAGGAGCAGAGAGUAAGACUUCCUGUCCCGGGACAGACGAGCAGUUGGACAACUUCCAGGACGCAAACUCGUUCAUUGCAGCCGCCGGGGCAUGUGUUGUUGAUGGGGCGGCAAAAAUGGAGGACGACGACAGUCUUUACAGAGUACAAAGGAAGACCGAGACGCCAGAGUCCAAACGCAGGAGUAUGAAGGUUUCUAAGAGUGAGGUGAAGCUUUUUACAAAAAACGUGCCUCUGAAACCAAAGCAAAGUCCAGCGGGAGACACCCAGGAACUCACAGCAGCGUUAAAGAAUAACAAAGAUGAAGAGAAGGAAAAGCCAAGAACAGAGAUUCAUGCCAGACCACCCGAGCUGAAGAAAAUUGAUGAGGAGCCUAAGCCAGAGGUUAAAGGUCGCAUUGCGGAUAAAAUCAACCUCUUUGAGCGGCCGGCAGCAGGGUUCAAAACGACGUUUAAAACCCCGAGGAGUGCCGAUGUCUCCCCAGUCAGGAAACCCACGGAAAGAGUCAAAGCUGAUUUUGUGUCGACAGAAAGGUCAAGAUCAGCCGAGCGUUACGCCACAGCCAGGACCGGCUCCAGCUCUGUGUCACCCCUCAGGGAGAAGACGAUGACGAUCAAAGAGCGAGUUAAGAACUUCACAGAGGCGUCGAAAACACAGGAACGGCCAUCGCUGCCUCACAAACCAGCCAUGACAGGAAUGUCUCAAAAAUCCACCACGUCUGUCGCAGUUGCUUCAUCAAAGUCACCGGAACUGGACAAUCAGGGUAAACCGGAUACUAAAGAGCAAAUACAAACAAAAGCAAAGUCAGAGAUAGCACUGAAACCAGACGGGCGGGAUACCACCACUGAAGGGGGGAAGAUUUCCAUUCCUAAAGAGAAACCAACAGACUCCAAAACAAACGACACAGUGGACUCUAAAGCUGCCGAUCUGGGUGCGAAACCUGCCAGUGUUGAAGCAGAUGUGGCGUCUAAAGGGACAGAUGAUUCUGCAGAAAUGACCAAUUGCAUUAGCCCAAAGUCCAAAGGCCCAAGCAGGACAGGCUCCCGCUCUAAAAGAAGAAAAAGUAAGGAGCCAACCAGUCCGCUCAGCCCAAAUAGUGAAAGCAAAGCAGAUUGCUUUCCAUGUAAACCAGAGAUCACUGCUAUUAAACAACAGGAGGAUAUUACAGAGGAGGCUGCCUCUGCCUCCAAACAACUCACAGAGAAAGUCUCAUUACCGUCGGAUAAAGGAAAUGCAUCAGACAAACAGCUUGAUAUGAAACAGAAAGCAUUAAAGGAGGAAUCGGAGGUGUUAGACAAGCAGAAGAAACAGUUAGAUUACACAUUUAAAAAGGAGAAUAAGGACAAAGCGGUUAACAGACAGGAGGGACUGCCUGAACCAUCUGUCAACCAAGAUGAACCUGAUACUGCUGCUGGUAGCGGCGGAACAAAGACACCAAUUGACAAGAAUGUCGUUAUUUUACCCCAAAAGAAGGAAAAGACAGGGGGACACAGUCUCUUAUUGAAAGAAAAGAGCUCCAAGGAAAGCAAAGAAACUUCCACCUCCUCCCCCUCACCUAAGGUUGAACAACCCAGGAGUAAGAAGACUCCUUCGAAGGAGCAAGAGCCACCUGUUGAACACCCGAAAUUAGAUAAAGAGUCAAAAAGUAAAGGAAAAGUAAUAGAGCCGAAUAAAAAAGAAACACAGCAGCCACCCAAAAAGGACGUAGAAGUAAUAAGUCAGGUUGUGUGUAAAGAUGUGGAGAUAUUAGAGAAGGUGGAGGGGAAAAAAACAAAUCAGACUGAGAAGAAAAACAAAGAAAAACCGCCGCAGCUCCAGGAUUCAGAUAAAAAUACCACAAAAGCCAAAGUUUCAGACAGCAGACAAGACGUCUCAGGUAGAGAGGGGAGUGCUGCAGGAGAUGAGAGAAAAGAUGAGACACAAGCAAUUAAAGUCAUAGAAAAACCAGAAACAAUCCAAGCAGAACCAGCCUCGCAGUCCCCAAAAAAGACCAGUGUAACAUCACACCUCCCUGCUCAAAAACAAGAUGCCACACUCAGCAAGACUACACUUCCAGAAAAAGAUGUUUGUAGCGCCUCUAAUGAGGCUGUGGUCCAGAGUGAGAAAGGGACAUCACAGGGAGGAAAAGCAGCAAAUGUGUCCUCUGAGUUGGAAACAAAGUCCACAAAAAGCCGCGGGUCAGAGGCCGGGCCAGAACUACAGCCUCAUUCUGUAUCAGUGGAAAAAACAAAGAAUCCACCAGAUGACUCAUGUACACAUGGAGCUAAUGAUGCGCAAUCCUCCAGCUCUGACUCCAUUACCAGAACAACCAAGGCAGCUGAGAAAGUGUCUGUAAAAGCCACUGAUUGCACUCCAGCGCUGAUAACUGCACAGGCUGAUAAUCUGUCAGAAAACCAAUCAUCUGUUAAAGAGUCGGCUCCUAUUUCUGUCUCGAAAUCCGCAAGCAUUAAAAGAGCAGGGGAGGAUGAUGGGGGGAAAGGUUUAACUGUCAGAUCAAUGCCUUCUCAAGUCAAAGUAUCAGGAGAUGUAAUGAAACCGGCUCCGAGACAGUGUGAGGAAUCAAAAGGUUCAGAGAGUACAAGUGGUAUCACUUCACUUAAGGGCGCAGAAGAGAUAGCAAAGAGCCCGUUUGAUAGCGCAGCUUCUAGCUCUGCAGUUAGCGUAGAGAAAAAAGCUGAGAAAACACCAGUGAAAAAACCUGUUGCUAAUGGCGACAUCUCACAUCUCACAACAGUUAAAAAGGAACCGGUCGAUAAGCCGAGUCAGUCUCCAAAAGCAACCACUUCCCCACAGGCUAACAAGCUGAUCUCAGGCUCAACCCAGCGUGCACCUAUGAAGAAGCUGCCUUUUCCAAGGGGACUAAGCAAAGAUGAUUCCAUGACGGGGCAAGAUGCCCCCUCUAGCUGGCUGGAUGUGGACUUUCCCAAACGGAGGCUCAAAGUCUCCGAACCCAAACUGAGCUACUCCGGAAGCGAGAGCAAUCUCCUGGACACGGCCGACGACCUGGACGACGAUGAUUUCGUUGAGAAAAUCAAAAAGCUUUGCGCCCCGUUCUCCCUCCCGCCGCGUAAACACAACCACAUCCGUCCCCCUCAGCCGCCAUUCGCCAUGCCCGCCAUCAGGGAGGACCGCUUCGAGAAGCAGUUCGACCCAGAUGAGUUUAAAUUCGGCUUGAGGAAGAAGAGUAAGUUCUCUGUAGAUACAGGUCCCAGCCUCUUACUCCACAACAAGGAGGCUAAACCUGCCCUGAAGCCAGCCAGGGCCAGUCUGGCGGACAGGAGCUUGCUGCUCAGCAGCCUGGACACCCACUCCCGGCUCCGAGACCGGACCCCCGACCGAGAGGAGGACGGUGUAAAGGAGGAGAAAGACGAGCAGGUGAAGGUGAAGUCUCGCCUGGAGGGGAGCUGCGUCCUCAGCAGCCUCAGCUCCUCCAUCCUCAGAGGGAAAAGGAAUGGAUUCCAGGCGGAGGGCACCAGCUCUGGGGAUGUGUCACCAAGCGAAAGCCCCCAGCUAAGCCCCCCGCCGCCCAGCCCGACCACCACAGCUCCACUCAGAGACACACAGGCCCUCAGCAACAGAGAGGAAGCCCAGGCUGCCCAGGCUGCGGUCGGUGACUCAGGCCCUCCACUUCCCUCCUUUAACGACUUCAAGCUGCCGGACUAUUUAGAGAAGUACCUCCCCCGAGAGCCAGCGAAGCCAGCGCAGAGCACACAAGGACAGGAGCGAGUCAAAACAGAGGUUAUUGGUAAAAUGACGACCCCAGCGUCUGCAGGUGAAGCAGACCUGGCUGUGAAAGCAGCACCUUUGCCUCCACGUUUCCCUGAGAUCCCACAGCCUGAACUCCCGGAGCUGAAGCCGCCUGCGGCUCAGCCUCAGAGCACGCUUAGGCAUAAAAUAAGGACUGCCAAGGGAUUUCACAAGCGCCCUGGAAAGAUGGUGUUGUUUGAGAAAGCUCCGUUCAGCGGCCAGGCACAUGAGAUUUACCGGGACGUAGCAGAUGCUACUUCUCUGCAGCUCUCGCCUCUCAUAUCGGUGAAGGUUGUUAGAGGAUGCUGGCUGUUGUACGAGAAGCCUGACUUCCAGGGACGCACCAUCGCCCUGGAGGAGGGCGGGAUGGAGUUGGCCAAUGUGUGGGCGGAGCCAGGGCCGGAGACAGACAACAACCCGCCGAUGCAGAUCGGCUCGAUUCGUCUUGCUGUCGGGGAUUACAGCCUCCCACAUAUUGAUCUGUUUACUGAACCGGAGGGCCACGGCAGAGUAACACCUUACCACGACGACACAAUAGAGACGGGCUCGUUCGGCAUCCCACUGAGCACCGCUUCCAUCCGAGUGCACUCGGGGGUGUGGCUGGUGUGCAGUGACCCCGGCUUCCAGGGUCUGGUAGCAGUGCUGGAGAAAGGAGAGUACCCUUUUCCUGAGACGUGGGGCUUUCCAUCCCCCUUUGUUGGAUCUCUGAGACCACUUAAAAUGGGUGGUUUCAAAGUGGAGAAUCCCAAUGAAGUCAAGGCGGUGCUGUAUGAGAAGUCUGGCCUUGAGGGCUCCAGUCUGGAGAUCGACAGUGACGUUUACAGCUUUUGUGAGAGUGAAGAAGACGUCACUGCUGAUGGAGGAAACUCUGACUCAGCCAAACUGAAGUCUGUGGGUUCUCUAAAGAUCAUCGGAGGACUCUGGGUGGGAUACAGCGAGCCUGGGUUUGAAGGGCAGCAGCACAUCCUGGAGGAAGGAGAGUACCUGGACUGCAGCGACUGGGGAGGAUCAGAGGAACUGCUGUCGCUGAGACCAGUCGUGGCUGAUUUCAUGUCUCCACACCUCAAAAUGUUCAGCGACAGAGAUUUCGGCGAGCUGGGUAUCAACAUUGACCUCACAGUGCCUGUUAUCAACAUGGACGACACAGGCUACGGCGUGAAGACGCAGUCAGUGGACGUCAUCGGUGGCGUCUGGGUUGUGUUCGAGGACCCGGGGUUUUGUGGCGAGAGCUACAUCCUGGAGAAAGGCCUGUAUGGAAGCCCAGAGGACUGGGGGGGGCUGCAGCCCAGGGUCGCCUCAGCAAUGCCUGUUGUGCUGGAUGAUUUCGAGAACACGGCCAAGUUCAAGGUGCAGCUUUUCUCUGAUCCAGGUUUUCAAGGCUCCAUCCUCCCUCUGGAGGACAAUGUGACCUCCCUGCAGGACGGUUUCUCUGUGGCCUCAUGCAAGGUCCUCGCUGGGAGCUGGCUGGCGUAUGAGGACCAGGACUUCUCUGGCAGGAUGUACGUGUUAGAAGUGGGGAGCUACCCAGACCUGCGAGCCAUGGGCUGCAUCAGCGCCAGCUCCUCCAUCCUGUCGCUACAGACUGUUGGCUUUGAGUUUUCGCUGCCAUCAAUCACCCUGUUUGAGCGGAGCGGUCUGCGGGGGAAGAGGGUGGUUCUGACGGACGGAUCAGUCAACCUGCAGCUGGCUGGAGGCUGCAGCCGGGUCCAGUCUGUGCUGGUGCAGGGAGGGAUGUGGGUUUUAUACGAGGGAAUCAACUAUCGGGGGCCUCAGAUUCUGCUGAGACCAGGUGAGGUUCUGGACUGGCACAAGUUCAGCAGCUGGCAGAAAAUCGGAUCCCUUCGCCCUCUAAUACAGAAGCGAGUUCACUUCCGUUUAAGGAACAGAAAGACGGGGCUCUUUAUGUCAGUGACCGGAGAUUUGGAUGAUGUCAAACUGAUGCGGAUCCAAGAAGCAGAGGAGACGGACGGACUGGAGCAGAUCUGGUUCUACCAGAACGGACAUCUCCACUGCAAGCUGCUGGAGGAGUGCUGCCUGAGUCCCAGCGGCAGCGUGACCAUGGCAGGAAGCCGCGUUGGUUUCACCCCGGAGCCAGACAACCACCUGCACCUCUGGAGCAUCACCCCCGAGGGCUUCAUCCACUACAGCCCCAGCCCAGACCUGGUCCUGGAGGUCAAAGGAGGUCCUCACUACGACAAAAACCAAGUGAUUCUACAAACUCUGGAUCCGGCUAAACUCCAGCAGCGGUGGGAUGUGGAGGUUUUAUGAGAAGACAGGAGCUGCUGGACUGAAUCACUAAUAUUGUUAUCAGAGGAUCUCUCCAGCAGACAAAGGCUGGAGGCGAGCUACGUCACUGGAGACGCUCAGCUUCUGCUGCAGGACCACAGACUAUUUCCAAUGAGGUCAACAAGGAGCUGAGGAUUCAUUUAUUACAAUGGAUUUCUACCCGGAGACAAGCCUGACCUCUAAAUCCUUCCUAUCUUACACUUAAAAUAUACCCUAAGGCUUUUUUUUUUUGCUUUUGCUGAUGUUAAUUAACUUAAACAGUGUUAACACUUCUAUAUUUUUAUGCAAAGUCUUGUUUUUAUAUAUAUAUAUGGCUUAAUUUUCCAGCUGCAUGCAACAUGAAGAAACAGAAAAAUACAGUUUCUCGUCUUUUUUUUUUUGCAUUGUUUAAUCAAAAUUGCACCGCACAAAACUCUUCUGUUUGCAGAAUAAUAAAAGUAUUUUUGUCAAUAAAUUUUCUUAUGUACAGGAAACUGACAUGCACUUUGUUUACAAACAAUGUACAGACUAAAUGCAAAAUGCUUCCGA